This is a messenger RNA of Bactrocera dorsalis (oriental fruit fly), 8115 nucleotides long. RefSeq names its product tyrosine-protein kinase RYK (gene Drl-2). Bases 3559 to 5463 code for a protein of 634 amino acids. Gene Ontology annotation, biological process: protein phosphorylation; axonogenesis; positive regulation of kinase activity. Gene Ontology annotation, cellular component: signaling receptor complex. Gene Ontology annotation, molecular function: ATP binding; protein tyrosine kinase activity. The transcript has 11 exons. The record is from RefSeq and is a predicted model, not a curated record. Lineage: Eukaryota; Metazoa; Arthropoda; Insecta; Diptera; Tephritidae.
CGGUGCGCGUGUGUGCUUUGUUUAUACGCUUCGCGUCGUGCCGCGCCCGCAAAGCCGGCCUAUUCAGCGGUUUUCACUUAACGACGUGCAUUCUUCUCAACGCUGUCGCUGUCAGUGUCAGCACUGAUAAUCCAUUACGUGCGCGUUGUGUUUUCAAUUUACCAUUACAACAACAAACAAUCGACGGUUUAACGCAGUUAAGAAAAGAGUGAAAAUAAAGAGUAACAGAUAGCGCUGGACGCGCGCCCAGCCUUGGUGUUGUUAAGAUAUACAAAUUGCAAUUAAACGGAGCGAAAAAUUUAAUCCGCUUAAAGUGUUUGCUCUCAGCUGAAAGCUUAUUGUAAAAAGUGUACGUGCGCCUUUAAGUUACGCUGUUCAUUAAGUAAAACGCUAACGCUUCGCGCUGCUCUGUAAUCACUAUCCGCGUUCAAGUGCUUUGCAACUUUACCUGUCAAAAGAGCGCGAACAUUGCGCGCUGCUAUCACGCGUGCAUAUUAAUGAGUCGCCAAGCGCGCACACCAUUACCAACUCACAAAAAAUGCACAACGAUAUCGGUAUACUAUAAGCCAAUUUUACUAACUAACUUCCGACCAGCAACGCGCAGCAAUCCGCCCAGAGCGCCACUGCAUUAGCAACGCGCGACCGCGUUACGCAUAAGCCAACUCGCCGCGCGUCGCAGCUCACGCCUCAUUAAAGUGUCAUAAAAAGUUUCUGUUGUCAUGCUGUUACUGUGGUUUUAACAACAGCAAAAACAACAACAAAAGCAUCCCUACACAUUUGUAGCAGGAGCAAAAAGAACCCGCUUUGACGCCGCGCGCGCUAACAAUAGUAGAUUAUUAAAAGGAUUAGAAGAGUGUUGAAAGUAUCCGAAUACAAUGCUUGGUCGCGCGCCUUGCAAAGGACACUAACAAGCAAAUGUCUUUGUUCCAACCAACAAGAAAGUUUAAUGUUUUUUUGUUGAGAAGCCAACAAAACACAUUUGAAGGCGUCCGUGGGAACGCAGGCGGCGGGCGCUACGCAAACGCUUGCUGUUAAGGCUAGUUGAAAUAUUAUCCUGUGGAAAUGCUGAAAGUGCAAAAUCACCGGGAUAAGUGCGCUUAAGCAAAAGCGACAUUGUAAUAAUAACAACAACAACAAAAGUGAGUAAAUAUAAAGUAAAAAAUUUCUUUAACUGUAUGUAUGACGCGCACGGCGGUGCCUUAACUCCAGACCCCAAACGUGCAACGCUCCAGACUUCGGAUCUUUUGUGCGCGUCUGCGCUUUCAGCAGUUACUUUGUUGCGUUAGUCCUUUGCCAGUUAUUGUGUCUGUCUGUGCACGCUGCGUACACAAUUACGAAAAGCGCCCAAAAGCGCGCUGACACCCAAGCAGCACACUCACACGCACAUGUGCAAAUAUAUGGAAAUUCAAGUGUGUGAAAUCGUGCGCGUUUGAUUUUGUUAGUGCGAAAGUGUGUGUGUAUGUAUAGGUGUUGGUGAUAUAUUGCGCAUAUAUUGUAUGCGACGCCGCACUUGGCCUUUGCAAGCGUAAGCCUAUCCACGAACCAACUCCUCCGCUUGACUAGUGAUACGUGUAAAUUGUGAGCGUGUCGAAUUACCAAAAAGGAUAUAUACACAUAUUAUUUAUACAGUUAUAUGCGCCUGUAUUCGGUUUAUGCGGAAUGUUCUUGUCGUAGGAUAUUAUUUCACAUCAAUUUCGGUCGAGAGCUGCUCUACGACGACACACCAACGCUACAGCUAGAUUAUAUUCAAGCGACCGUCCACAAUAGCAGUUAUCCAGACGGCCCAGGCCGGAGCAGCCGUUAGCGCGUCGGCGUGUCAGCGAGUCAAACGUGUCAGCCGGUCAGGCAGUUAGCUAGUCUGGCGCGUAAGCUGCUCAGCCAUUCAACUGUGCUCAGGCGUCCGGGCGUUCGGGCUGGCGACCGCAACACCAUUUAAGCUGAUUGCAUUUUGAUAAAAGGUGUCAUACAAACAAAGGUGAAAGGGUAGAUAGUGACAGCGCAAACAGCGGUCGGUAUCCAAAAACCAAGGGCAUGUCAAGCGCAUAUGUGACAACCGAAACAAUCUAACGGUAUUUGUCGACAUGUAAAUGUACGCCACACACGCCGCCUAUAAAAGACAUAAAAAAUAACGAGAAAAGAACUGUCGAAAAUGAAAGCCACCGAGAAAAGUGUAGCGAAAUCACAGCUAAAACACUAAGGACAUAUAUUAAAAAUAGAAUAAGAAACAACAAAAAAGGCGGUUAAAAAAUUGUCGUUGAAGUUUGAAAGACACGUUGCAACAGCCGCACACACACCACAGCGACAAAUACAGGCUGCAUGGUUUCGCAUGCUCAUCUGACGACACUGAAAUGGCAGCUGACGACUGUUGCCUGGCCGAUGCGACGACUAACAAACGAACAAGCACAACGACUACAACAACAACAGCAACACAUACAACCAAAACACAAACUGUUGUAACUACAGCAAGCGCAACCGCUUACACCACCCCCUCCAGCGCUGUCUGCGCGGCAGCUUGUCAACGGGACACAACUGCGACUGCAACAACAAAAAGAACAGCACACGACAACAGCAGUAACGGCAAUAAACAGCAAACCAGAACACAUUGAGCCGCAUUAAACCGCAUAGCCGACGCCGUCCACACCACAGACACUGCCACAGGCGUUGCAUACGUGGAGGCGCGCACACAAGCGCACGACGAGCGCAGCCAAGUGUGCGGCUGGCGGCAUUGCAAUCACAGCUCGAUACGGCUGUUGAUUGUGCGGCGCUUUUGGUGAAAGUGCUGGUCAACGACCAACAACCAAUUCAGCCACAAAACAACAACAAUAACAACUAGACGUACGCACGCAGUACCUAGCAGCAGCGGUAGUAGAAGAAGAAGAAGCAGGAGAAGGGCAAAAAAUAAACACGAAAUUAAAAGUGCGAAAGAAUCAAAUCACAGUCUUUAGGCAAUACGAGGCGCACUGAAAUUGCGAUUGACUGUGCAACAGUGUGUGUGAGUGCCGCUGUUGCUGACACUGUUGUGCCAGAUCGUUUUUUUCCUGCGAACAGUCACUGAACUCGCUUGUCCUUCGUAGACGUCGCUACAGUUCCGCCGCUUUUUCGCUUUGUUUGUGUGGUGCUGUGCCAAACAAGUCCAACAAGCAGCGCGCUCUCCCACGCCUACCACGAAGGCGACAACUAGUAGCGUGGGCGUUGAAUGCGCGCACCAGUGGAUAAAGCGCGCACAAAAAACGUCAACAAACACAUUGCAAAAGAACGCGAAAAGCAAACAAAACAACGCAAAUAGCCAACGUACAACUGCCAUCGGUUGGCGUUUUCUACGUUUUUGCAAUUCUCUUCAAUUUUUAUUGGCUCACUCUCUUUCGUCGCUUUUAAAUUGACUUUGGAACAACGUUCCAACGAGCAUACGUUUGCGCGAUCUCCUCUACGACCGCGUUGCCAGCCUCCUUCAGCCGUUGUCUGCUUUAAUUGAGUUGACUACUCGUACGAAUCUCAAAGCCGCAUCGUGCUCCCAACUCCCGCAAGCAGCAGUUAGCAGCGAGCAAUAGUGUCAUAGAGAUGGCGUCAAAAUUUUGGUUGAAUGUUUGGUGUGCGCUGGUCAGCUGGUUUCCGUUGCUGGCGAAUGGCUACCUGAAUGUCUUCAUUAGCCAUCGCGAGGUCAUCAAAUUGAUGGGCUUGGAAGCGGACUUGUUCUAUGUGCACGAGGGCGCCAUCAACACAUACGCCAUGCAUUUCACGGUGCCGGUGCCAGCAGAUGUGCAUGAUUUAGAGUUUUCAUGGCAGAGUUUGACCCCGUAUCCGCUGCCCUACACCAUCACAAUCGACUACGAGCACGAGCAGAGCGCUUUGGCCGCGCCCACGCUCAGCAUACCCGACAAAGGCUAUGUGCCGCAGCAGAUUGAGACAUUUCUGGUGCAUCUGCCGUGCACGGGGAAUGGCAAUAAGGAGGUGCCGCUCGUCGUCAAUAUGCUUGUGAGCGGUCCGCCGCGCACUAAUGACACCAAAUUGCAUUUUAAACGGAAUAAAAUCUGCCUCAAAGGUUUAUUUCCUGUUCCGAAUCAAUCAGCGGCACCCGCCCAAGCGCCGUCGCCGGGUCACGCGCUCUUGGGUGCUGCGGCUUGUGCGCUCGGUUUGGUGCUGGUCGUCGGCUUGAUUGCGUCAGCGAUGUAUGUGCGCGCACGCAAGCAGAUACGCCAGGACUCGUUGCAUACCAGCUUUACUACUGCCGCUUAUGGCAGCCAUCAAAACGUUUUCAUACGCCUAGAUCCGUUGGGGCGUCCGCCCAGCGCGAACAGUGGUUCCUAUGCGACUAUCGCUAGCCUGAAUAAGUACCCAUCGGAGUCGAAGAAGUCUUGCAACAUUUUUGACAGAUUUCGCAGUUCCACGCCGACACCCUCACCCUACGCGACCGCUCUACUGCCCGUGGGCGGCGAUCAAAUCGGCGAUACAAUCUACUCCAAACCAGAGUCGAUCUGUCCCUCGAGAAUAUCCUAUUACGCCUCGUCGCAGCUAACACAGGUCUACAGCAUGUCCACACCGAAGAGCAGUCGCGGCGGCGGCAAUGGUAGCGUUUUCGGUGGCGCUAGUUCCUCCGCCGGCAGUGGUAGUGAUCCCAAAGAGAAGCUUCGUCGCAUACCCAACGUACAGCCGGGCACGCUUAUGUGCCAGCACCUUAUAAAGGAGGGCACCUACGGCCGCAUCUACGCGGGUAAUCUCGGCGAUUCGUGCGAUGUAAUUAUCAAAACUGUCGUUGAUGGCGCUUCGCUGACGCAGGUGGCCUGUCUGCUGCAAGAAGCCUCCACGUUAAUCGGUGUGUGUCAUCCUAACAUACUGACGCCUUUGCUGGCGAACACCGAACUACCGGGACCACCCGAGAUCGCCUACCCCUAUCCGUCCAAGGGCAAUCUCAAAAUCUUCUUACAGAAGUCGCGUGAGCUCAACUCGCCGCUUAGCACCCGUCAACUGGUGGAGUUCGGGUUGCAUGUGACCAAAGGACUCGCCCAUCUGCACUCGAUGGGUAUUAUACACCGCGAUGUUGCCACCCGCAAUUGCUAUCUCGAUAUGGAUUCCUACGUGAAAAUAUGUGAUAGCGCUUUAUCACGCGAUCUCUUUCCCGACGACUAUCAUUGCCUGGGUGACAACGAAAAUCGGCCGCUCAAGUGGAUGGCUUUGGAAUCGCUACAGAAGAAAUACUUCAAUACUUAUAGUGACAUUUGGACUUUGGGUGUUCUCUUCUGGGAGCUGGCCACAUUGGCGCUGACACCUUUCGAAGAGGUGGAUAUUUUUGAGUUGAGCGCAUACCUCUCGGAUGGCUUUAGAUUGGGUCAACCGAUCAACUGUCCCGAUGAAUUCUUCACCGUGAUGUCCUGCUGCUGGCUGGAGGACCCCAAGCAAAGACCUUCCUUUCCUCAACUACUCGCCUACUUACAAGACUUUCACGAGGACCUGGGCAAGUAUAUAUAAACUCAUACAAAGCACUUAAAACGAAGAGUGUGGGAGAGCCCAGCAGGGCAAGGACAUUGCCCUCGGAGCGCUGCAAAUGUGUAAAUAGAUGGAAAGUCCGCUAAUAAACUUAAAAAAAUAGAAAAAUCUAUCAAAUUGAUUGGGCGUUUUAAAUUCAAAUUAGUUAGUUACAAAAAUACAACAACAAAAGUUAUGCAUGUGAAUGUAAAUAAAAAGCUAUACACACACACACCAACACAAAUACAACUGCAAUUGCAAUUGCAGCAUUCAAUUAUGCAAUGAUUUACAAAACGAAACCGCAAAAAUACAAAAACAAAUAAAUGCAACAAAAAGCUGCAACUAAAUGCAUAGAAAGAGAAGAGAGCAAAACAUUAAGGUAUAUGUAUUUAAUGAAAUUAAUUAAAUUGGGCUGCAUAAUUUUUUUGAUUUAUAAAACGUGACCAAACACACACACACAAACACCUACACGUUUGUAUAUGUAUGUGUAUGCCCGCACAUUUAUUGUUAUUGUAUUGAUUGUACGCAUUAUUAAGCGAGUAUUUAAAUGUAUUGUGGUAUAUUUUUUAAAUUUAAGCGAAUAUAUGUAUAUGUAUAUGGAAGAUAUUUUUUACACACCCAUUUACUAUGUAAGCAUUAGAGCAAAGGAUGGUAUGGCAUUUUAUAUGGUGUAACGGUGAAGUAUAUGUACAUGGAAAAUUGUUGAGAAAAAAGUGCGAGCAACCGAGCUGAUCGAAUAGUGAAAUGUAACACUGGUAGUGAGCAACAACAGCAACAACAACUAGUAUAUUUCAAUAUUUACAUGCGUGUAUAUAAUAUACACACAUACACACUUACAUAUAUACAUAUUUGUAUUAUAUUAUAUUUACAAAAUAGCUAUUUAUCUAUAGUUAAUAUUUAAAAUCCGCACACACACAUGCAGACACAUGUUUCUGUAUCUGUGUAAAUUGACAGAGAGAGAGUGCGAAAAAAAUUGGAAAAAGAGCGCAACAAGAGCACAACACAAUAGCUACAGUUGUGCUGAAGUUUAAGUAAAUUUAAUAAAUGUUAUCGACAACAAAGGACCCAGGAAUCGUAAAGCAUAACGACAAAGGGUCAAAUUCGUUGUUAACUUAUUGUAAUUGUAUGAUAUUAACUCAAUGCCAUAGCGAAAUUCACUUAACAAACACACCUGCCAUCAGCAACACAAUCGCACACACACACUGCCAUUAAUAUAGAAAACAUAGUGCAAUAAACCGCGAAAGGUCAAAAGCAAAAGCAAUUUCAUGUCGAUAGAAUUCUGUUUUUUAUUUAUUAUGUUAUCUCCUGAGUACUUUUGUACGCACAGUUACUUUUAUUAGUUAAUUUAGUCAUACACUUAUUUACAUAUAAUUCAUGCAUGAAUGCGCACUUUUACGUACACAACAUACAGUGGCUCAUAGCUCUUUUCGUGCGGCUGUAACAUAAAUUUUUAGCCUUUAUAGAAAGAAAACUAGUGAUGAUAAUGCAGAAUUUUUAUAAAAGUAUUUUUUAUUUGAGCAAUAUUUUAAAUUUAAUAUAUGUUAUUAGUUUAGUAAAAGUUCCAUGUAAAUGAAAAAUUAAGACCACUGCCUAUUUCGUGCACUGCCAUCAGCUUAAGAAAAAAACUUCUAUAAAACUGUUUAGUAUUUCGUAAGACCUCCUCUGUAACCUUUUAUACGAUUAUCCGUCGAAGCUACAUGUUUUUGGGUAGUUUUCCAGGGGAAUCUUAUGCCUUUCCUCUACUGUUAGAGCUUUUAGUUCGUUCACAUACCUUUUUCGUGUCGCCUUGUCCAAAAUUGCUCACAAAUUUUCAAUGACGUUUCAGUCAGGAGGUUGUGGAGAUUGUUACAUGAGCUGUGAAUAUUUCCAAAUCAGCCAUGAUUGCACAAUCGCCGAUUUGUGUAUUGCAGGUCCUAAGUACCCAAUAAGAAAUGUAGAGCGUUAAGUGAUAUACAUGAGAGGUACGAAAAUCUCUAAAAAUAACUUUAAUUUUUAAAAUUAUAUUACAAAAGUUGAGGGGCAGCACUAUCCAGUGGUACACUGACUGCUGAAAAACAGCGAAAGGCAUACCAAACUAUCCAUACCAAUACGAUGUUUUCCGAGCAUCUUUCAAGCAGAAGUCUUUAUUUUAAGUUAGUGUGCACAAAUCAAUCUCCAUCGCAACCAGCGUAGCGCUAUACUCAGCGAUAGUUCAGGGGCACCAAAAGCGAUCUCAGCUUAUAGGGUAAAAUCGCUGUUAGUGGAGGAGUGCAUACAAAGACCGAACCGCCUAUCAGGUUGAAACCGUGUACAUCUGAUCUGGGUGCCGGUGCAUAAAGGGGUAGCCGGCAAUGAGCUGGCCGACGAACUAACCCGAUCUGUAACAGUUACCAGGAUGAUGGGGCCCCAGAACCGCUCAUUGCGAUGAGGCUCCACACUAUAAAGGAGAGAAUAGCACUGGCAGCAGGAAUGCGCCACAUCAAGCUACUACUGGUAGGUUACAACCUGACAAGGUUUUAAGAUAUGAUCAACCUCUCCUGAAACAAAUUCCGUCUCCUUGUCACGCUCUAUACAGAGCACUGUAGGCCCAGAAAUACUUGUCCAAUAUUGGCAUAUUCUCUUGCGCAAGCUGCCGGUUUUGCGACAUGUAAACUCUAGAACAUUUGAUUCUAGGUU